Messenger RNA from Pungitius pungitius (ninespine stickleback), 5054 nucleotides. It is a transcript of the gene mri1, whose product is annotated as methylthioribose-1-phosphate isomerase 1. Lineage: Eukaryota; Metazoa; Chordata; Actinopteri; Perciformes; Gasterosteidae. The transcript has 6 exons. Bases 421 to 1482 code for a protein of 353 amino acids. Gene Ontology annotation, molecular function: S-methyl-5-thioribose-1-phosphate isomerase activity. The record is from RefSeq and is a predicted model, not a curated record.
GAAUUUAGACCUUGGUGGGCGUGGCCACAGCGACGAGGGCUUCCUGCUCGGCUGAGCACGUGGUUCCGCGUCCCUGCUCGUCUGUCAAGUGUGUGAAGGUUUCCCAGCCCUUCUUUCACUCCUUCUCCCCGUCUAUCAUCCCGUCCAACACGGCAGAGACCAUAUCCUGUCUGUACGCCGUCCCACCCGCCUGCACCUCCCCCUUCCUCCUCCUCCUGCUGCCACGCUUUCCUUCUCCUCGCGACGGCUAACGGGACUACCGACCGCCAGGCCGCGGUCCCUUCAACGCGUACCCGCUCAGAGAGAGAGACAGACAGAGGGGAGCGGUGUGUGCGACGAGCGAGUGAGAGAGAGUGCGUGUGCGCGCAACCGGUCCACCCGUGAUAUUUCUCCGACUAUCCCGCCUCGUUUCUAUCGGUCAUGACGCUGGAAGCGAUCCGCUACCGGGCUGGGUCUCUGCAGAUCCUCAACCAGCUGCUGCUGCCUCACCAGACCGCGUACGAGGAGCUGCGCUCGGUGCAGGACGCCUUCGAGGCCAUCAAGUGCAUGAAGGUCCGCGGCGCCCCGGCCAUCGCCAUUGUCGGCUGUCUCAGCCUCGCCGUGGAGUUGCGGGCAGGUGCCGGGGGUGAUGACCCUGUGACCUUCAUCAGAGAGUCUCUGUGUCACCUGACUUCAGCCCGUCCCACCGCCGUUAACAUGGGCCGGGCCGCCCGCGAGCUGAUGGAGUUUGCCGAGAACGAGAGCAUGGAGAAGAACUCUGAGCAGCUCAGAGAAAGUGUAAUUGCCUGGAUCGAAGACAUGCUGGCGCGUGACGUCAAUGACAACAGGAAGAUCGGUAACUAUGGGGCCCAGCACAUCCUGUCUGGCGUUCCGAGGGCCUCUGUGACCAUCCUCACACACUGCAACACCGGCUCGCUGGCCACGGCUGGAUACGGGACCGCUCUCGGUGUGGUGCGAAGCCUCCACGCGCUGAGCAGGCUGAAGCGCGUCUACUGCACGGAGACGAGGCCGUACAACCAGGGGUCCAGACUGACUGCUUACGAGGCUGUGGCCGAGGGAAUCCCUGCCACGCUCAUCACAGACAGCAUGGCGGCCCUCACCAUGAGAGAAAUGGACAUCACAGCUGUGGUGGUAGGUGCAGACAGGGUGGUUGCUAACGGCGACACGGCCAACAAGGUGGGCACGUACCAGCUGGCCAUCGCUGCAAAGCACCAUGGGAUUCCCUUCUAUGUGGCCGCGCCCAGCACAUCGUGCGACCUGAGCCUGGAGAGUGGCAGGGACAUCAUCAUAGAAGUGCGUCCCCCUGAGGAGCUGACCAGUAUAAACGGAGUCCCCAUUGCUGCCCCAGGCAUCGAGGUGUGGAACCCGGCGUUCGACGUGACCCCUCACCAGCUCAUCACAGGGGGCAUCAUCACAGAGCUGGGAGUCUUCCUCCCCUCUGAGCUGCAGGCAGCGCUCACCGGCCGCCUCACUGCCCUCUAGAGCCACUCAGCGCCACCAGCUGGUCCGUGUGCACCACUGCACCUUAACGUCAAUCACUCAAAGACACUCUCAUUUCACACACACACACAAACACACCGUCAUUGUUGUGGUUUAGGUUUGGUCAAAGCACUGUGACUGUUACAUGUCAGUGGUGCACACAGAAGGAGAAAUGUUCUUCUGUCUGUCACUUACUCACAUACUCACACACACACACACACAUUCACUGCAGGGAGUCAGACAUGUAUGUGUAGUCUCCCCCAUUUCUGUCCCUCUUUUUUUUCUGUGAUCUCACCAUUUCACCUUUUUUUCCUCUUGCCAUCCUUUUAUUUUUGUAAAUGGCUUCUGCACCACGAGAUUGACAAACUCAACCCCAGAAAUAUUUGGCAAAAAAAUAAUUCUGAGGUAAAUUUUAAUAACUGGCCACAGUUAGUUAAAUCCCCAAAAAUCUGUUUCUUUAAUUUCAUAGUAGUGGCUUUUCAUUAGCCGUGGUUUGUAAAAUGCUCCUACCCAUUUGUAAAUAUACAUAUUCUUGCCGGCAAUGUGUACAUAUGUAGAAAAUGUAACCCCUGCUAGUGAAAGGUACUGCUAUUUUAACCAAAAAUUUGGUUGUUUAAGAAUAAAAUUUGACAUAAAAAUGUUAUAUUAACAUUUAAUUUAUUUUGUUCUGCCUAGACUCUUUUAGAGAAAUAAUCCAAAUUUUUAGCUCAUAAAUACGUUUUCAGAAGCAGAUUUUAGUGACAUGAUUUGGUAUUUUGCGCUAACGUUUUACCCCCUGUGGCAAAAUUUUCAAUUUACCUCCUAAAUCAGUGGAAGCUUAUGAAAAAUACAUAACUGUAUUUAAAACUCCUUCCUUGUUUGUAAUUUGCGUAUAUGUGUAACAAUAAUUAUUUAGGCGCCAUACUGAUAUAGUUCUCAUUUUGCACCAGAUGCUCUGGGUUCGGGGGGGGUUGUGUCUUUUUUUUGUUUUUUUUUUGGCCAUAACAGCUUUUGCUGUGAUCUCAGAGGUCUGUUUUGCUGUUGUAUUUGUGUAAAACAGGCAUCACCAUUAAAGGAAUAGUUCACACCAAAAUCUACAUGUUUGUUCAUCUGCUCACUUGCAUGUCAGUCAAGACUUAAUUAAUGGUUGUCCACAACAAAAUACUAGCCUUAGGCUUAUCUCAAGUUAUUUAAGACAGCCAAGGAAAAGAAUGACAAUAUAAUAAUAAAGUAAAAACGUAAUAUCUUUGUGUGGAGACAUGCACACACAUGCCACUGAUGGUGUGUUCAACUAAAUUGGAAUCAGAACAACAAAAGUAUCUUUGAUCUCAAAGUUUCAUGUUUUGGCUUUUUUUAGUUCAUCUUUGGUUUUACGGUCUUUUUAACUUCACUCUUUUGGACUCACUCUCACUGCAAACCUCAACUUCUUGUAUUAAUCUGAUGAAAAGUUUGUGCUAAAGCCACUUUACCUGUUUAGCACCAAAUAACCGACGGACACAAUGACUGCACUUACUAGUUUGAGACCAAAUGAGAGAUUAAUUAACUUUGAAAAUGAAUGAGUGUGUGGCCACACGAUGUGUAGCUUUAAACUGUUUGCUAACAUGUCUUAACAACUUUAGAAGUGGUAAUAUGUCAAUGUUGUGUUAAAACCUUGUUGAGGUGUCCCCCAGCGGCCAGAAGAUGCAAUUCAUAGCGGUUUAAAGAUCUACAAUCUGGACAUUAUAUCUGUGUUUGGCAAAACGUCUUUAUUUUGAGGUGAACUAUUCCUUUACGAUGAUGAGUUUUAAUUUACACUGCGUAUCCGUGUGCAGAGAGCUCUGCAACACUCUCACAAUCCGAAUGUAAUAUUCACAUCAGAUUCACUUUCUUUAGAUUUCAGAGAGUCACUUGUUCAGAAUGUGUUUUGACUGUUUGAAUUAAUCUGCAAAAGAAAAUCUGUUUUUCUCCAGACAUACUUCCAUCAGAUUACUUCACGCGAUCCAUUUCUAACCCUGUCUGCUGUGAGUUUAACUUCUCUAUGUCCUGAAGAUGGUAGAAAAACAUCUUCUGAAUCAUCUGAUUUGUCUCUCGGUAAAAACAUAAGUCAGUUAAAUUAACAGAAAUUGGACUAGUAAUUUACUUGCUCAUGCUAUUCCAAAGCACACAUUGUUUUAACUUGUUUUAAAACCUGACAUUGCCCUCAUAUUUAACCAUAACCAGUAGACUAUUAUUGUGAAAGGUAUAUGACUGAGUUACUGCAGUUUUGUCACGUGGUUAGGGACGGCAUUUGUUAUUCUUAAAGGAUCCUUAGAAAUGUCUUUGUUGCUCUGUAUGGUACACACCUACCUGCUGCCCUGAAUGUCACAUGGCCAGACUGGGAGGGGGGCCCACACUGCUCACUGCCUUAGAGGUGCAGCAUCAAUAUAACCAGCGUGAUGUGAGCUUGUAUCAUGACCGAAGAGACGCAGCCCCUCUGUCCUUCCUUUGGCCUGAUUGAGAUCAUGUGGCCAGACAGCCGUCACAAGUCCAGAGAUCUGGCCACACGGCACCCUUUUCUGACCUCAAACAUUGAACAUUUACUUAAUUAAUUUUAACAAGUGACAAAUACGCAACUUUAGCUAUUCUACGGGACACAUGUUCCGAUAGGACCAUAAAAAAGCUUUAAAAAGCUUAGUCAAUACUAAUCGUCCCGUCGUGUAAAAUAAGCUCAUAUCUUCCUUUGCUUUCCCUCUUAGUCCUGUGUCCAACCAUCAAAGCUCAACUCACAGAGAUGCUGUUAAGUCACACACAAGCAUAAUAGAUACUUGUGCAUUUGAAUAUUAUUUAUUUUGUACAGGUAAAGACAUCACUUUUUGGGGUGGCAACUUUAGACAAUGUUCCAGGCGUAUGUAGCAACUUUGUAUUUCUUUUACAUUUCUUAAGAGGUAUGAGAUUUUGGUUUGUCUGUACAUCACGAUUAUAACCGUUUGGCUGUGUUUAUUUUGAUUAUAAGACAUUGUGAUUCCUAGUAACUAGGCAAUCAGUACACCACACUGGGGAGGCCUCCUCAACCAUACACACUACCUCAAACACUGAAAUGCAUGAACAGAUGCACUUGGGGAAAAAAAUCUGGAGGACAUGUCCACAUUCCACUAAUGUUUGUAUCUUGAACCCAAAGUGACAAAUCACGUGUGGUGAUGCUUUUAGUCUGCAGGAGUAGCCUGGAUUUAGGUUGAUUGGGUUGCAGCGGAAUUAUUUCUGCAUUACUUUUUUUCAAACCAUGCUUUUGAAGCAGCAGUAAUCUAGUACUCUGUUUAAAAAGGUUUUCCACCAACCUCAGAACACCAAACACACGCCUGACAAAGGUGCCAAAAUUCAGUGCUGCUUGCUGUGCACUUUUCACUUGGAUUUAUUUCAUCAAAGCAGGUGUGUGUAUUAUUCUCCAUGAUUAGUAUGGCCUGCAGUUACCAUGGAAGGAGUGUUGUUCAGAUGGCCUCUUUAAGUGCAAGUAUGCCAUUGUUGUUAUUGAUAGUCACUUUAUCUGGUUUCAUUUAUUUAUGUGGAAAUGAUUCCAAACUGGAUUUUUUUUAAAUAUACAUGUACAUGAAUAUAAUGCUGUGCAGUCAUUUCUCUUUCAC